CUGGGAAAGAACGGCCCCCGCCCCUCCCACGCUCCCUCGCCUUCCCGAUCCUUGGGGCCUCCAGGCGAUCACCGAGGGCCGCGUGAGCGUGGCCGGGCUGGCCGGGUGUCCGGGCUGCGGCGGGAGGAGCCGGCGAGGUGGGGCGGGAGAGGAGCCGCCUCACCUUGACCAGGGUCGCGACGACCCAGCACCCUUCUGGCCUCCUUUCCGCGCUCAUCCUCACGGCGCAUUUUCUCUUCAGAAACUUGGGAUGUUUUUGUUAGAGACCAGAGGACGAGUCUUACCGCGGGUGUCUGGCAGCAUCGUGUAGUAUUAGGAACCCUGGAGAUGGACUGCCUGGGUCCAAAUCUCCAUCCACAGGUUACUGGCUCCUGGCUUCUGCAAGUCACCUAACUACUGUGUGUCUCAGUUUCAAGUAUAAAAUGGGAGAAAUAAUAGUAACCUAUCUCAUAAGGUGGUUGGUGGUUGGGAGGAUGAAGUGGGUUAGUAUCUCUUCAGUGCUGAGAACCGAGUGCGAUGCACAAAAAAGUAUGUAAGUGCUGGUCAUCUUUUUGAGCUUCUAAAAAGAGAGUUUUGUCUCUUUCUUCCCUCCCCCGGCAUCCACGCCGAAAAUAAUCGCCCAAGAGUAGGGAAAAAAAGAUUUUUUUCUUUUUUGAGAAUAUGGGCUUUUGUAUGCACGGCCUUUUAAAAAAAUUAAACAUUUGUAAACAGUUGCACAUCCUACAUUAAAGAAAAGACAGGUGUAGGUAAACGCGGAAGUUGAAAACGAAAGUUUUGUUUGGGAAACCGCGUGAGAAAAAUGGCCAGAAUUUAUUUGUGCUGAAAGCACUUAACAUAGCGUGCCUGAGACUGCUGUCCUUAGAAAGGUUAGCGCUUGCUUGGCAUCUGGGAACAACAUGUUUUAUGUUGUAGGGUACGGUUUAUGCAGAAGUUUCUAGCCCCCUAAAAAUCUGCACCAGUGAGUCUGUAAUGGGCUUCCCUGAGCAGAAACGUUUCAUAGACAUUACUGGAUUUUACUUAUUGGGGGAAGAGUGUGGUGACCCCUCUUGGGAGGGAGAGAACGAUAAGGAAGACUGCACUUGGAUUCCUCUAGACUUCACCUGUGUCUUUUUCAUUAUGAUCAAGCUGUACGUCCAUACUACAUUGCUGUAAUAAGUGUUAGCCAUGAAUACAACUAUAUGCUGGGUUUUGUGAGUCCUUAUAGUAAACCUCCAAAUGAGAGGGUGGUCUCAGAACUCCCCAAACACAAUAUUGAUGAUAGACAGUAUUUGAAGCUCCAAUAAUCGGACUUUAAUUUUGUCUCUUUUUGCCUGAAUGGGGAAUUGAAGAAGAAAGCUAUACAGAUAAGAGACUGCUAAAUAGUGGGUUACCAUCCAAAAUGGCUCUGUAUGUUUAGACAUGUACAUGUGUCAGAAAAAUCACUGGAAAUUGACUCUACAUUGCCAAGUUAAGUAUGAGUCAGUGUUUUUGAAAAAAGGCAUAGGUGUUUUAUAGAUUCUAGGUCAGCUACCUGGUUCUUUUUGUUAUUCUGCCAGUAUUAGCUAUGUGUUAAUGCUCAUCUUUAUCAAGAGUUUACCUGUGCAGGGGGUGUAAAAAUAUGACCAAUUUCUCAUGGGCCAUUUUUCUUGGAUUCUCUUAGUUACGCCUGUCUCUUUCCAAGACAUCAAGUUAAAAGAGUUGGAGUAAGUAACAGAUGCGGGUGAAAGAGCCAUCCAAAGCUUUACCUGAGAAAGCCAAAAGAAGUAGAAGGCCUACCAUACCUCAUGAUGAAGACUCUUCAGAUGACAUUGCUGUAGGUUUCACUUGCCAACAUGUAAGUCAUGCUAUCAGUGUGAAUCAUGUGAAAAAAGCAAUAGUUGAGAAUCUGUGGUCAGUUUGCUUGGAAUGUUUAAAAGAAAGAAAAUUCUAUGAUGGACAGCCAGUACUUCCUUCUGAUAUUUGGUUGUGCCUCAAGUGUGGUUUUCAGGGAUGUGGUAAAAACUCAGAAAGCCAGCAUUCAUUGAAGCACUUCAAGAGCUGGAGAGCAGAGUUACACUGUAUUAUAAUUAGUCUGAGCACAUGGAUCAUUUGGUGUUAUGAGUGCGAUGAAAAAUUAUCAACACAUUGUAAUAAGAAGGUUUUGGCUCAGAUAGUUGAUUUUCUCCAGAAACAUGUUUCUAAAACACAAACAAAUGCAUUUUCUAGAAUCAUAAAACUUUAUGAAGAAAAAUGUGAAACAGGUGAUAAAAAGGGAAGAAAAGACAGCAAUGUAACAUCUGUAAAAGGAAUUACAAAUUUAGGAAAUACUUGCUUUUUUAAUGCAGUCAUGCAGAAUUUGGCACAGUCUUACAUCCUUACUGAACUGAUGAAUGAGAUCAAAGAACACGGUACAAAACUCAAGAUUGUUCCUUCCUCAGACUCUCCACUGGACCCAUUAGUGGUGGAACUUUCAAGCCCUGGACCAUUGACCUCAGCCUUGUUCCUGUUUCUUCACAGCAUGAAGGAGACUGAAAGAGGACCGCUUUCUCCCAGAGUUCUUUUUAAUCAGCUUUGUCAGAAGGCCCCUGGAUUUAAAAGUUUUCAACAACAGGACAGUCAGGAACUUCUUCAUUAUCUGCUCGAUGCAGUGAGGACAGAAGAAACAAAGCGAAUACAAGCUGGCAUUCUCAAAGCAUUUAACAACCCAACUACUAAAACUGCUGAUGAUGAAACUAGAAAAAAAGUCAAAGCCUAUGGAAGAGAAGGUGUGAAAAUGAACUUCAUAGAUCGUAUCUUUAUUGGUGAAUUAACUAGCACAGUCAUGUGUGAAGAAUGUGCAAAUAUCUCCACAGUAAAAGAUCCUUUUAUUGAUAUUUCACUUCCUAUAAUAGAAGAAAGGGUUUCAAAACCUGUACUUUUGGGAAGAAUGAGUAAAUAUAGAAGUUUACAGGACACAGAUAAUGGUGAAUACAGUGGCACUAUUACUAUAGAAAAUACUCAUCAACCUAGAGCCACCAAGAAGCAUUCUUCAUCUAAAGAUAAGAAUCAACUAAUUCAUGACAGAAAAUGUACAAGAAAAUUGUCACCUGGAGAAGAUAAAGCUGUUGUCAUAUACCAGAAAAAGGAAAACCUUGAAAUGAAUAGAGACUCCUCAUCGUCUGCAAGCAUCGUGAACACUGAGUCGACUCUGACUGAAAGCCCUACCGACGGCAGUGAAAAAGAAGCCAGCCUUUCUGAAAGUAGUGUUGGUGCUGACAGUGAGGCUUCAGAGUCUGAAAGUGCUCCUAAGCAGACUUUGUUGUUGAGAUCCAGCAGUGGAUACUUUGUGCACACAAAUGGACACCUUCGCCAUCCGUCAGAGAGUGAACCACUCACCACGGAGGGUGACGGUGGUGAUGAGGGAGUGGCUGGAGCUAUUUCUGAACUUCAUCUGAGCAGCACUGUAACUGGAGAUAGGGAUUUUGACAGAGAAAAUCAGCCACUAAACGUUUCAAAUAAUUUGUGUUUUUCAGAGGGCAAGCAUAUGGUGUCUUACAGCCCCCAAAAUGCUUUUCAGACCCUUUCUCAGAGCUAUAUAACCACUUCUAAAGAAUGUUCAAUUCAGUCCUGUCUCUAUCAGUUUACAUCUAUGGAAUUACUAAUGGGGAACAACAAGCUUCUGUGUGAGAACUGUACUGAAAAGAAACAGAAGUACCCAAAGGAAACCAGUUCUGCAGAAAAGAAAGCAGGAGGGGUUUAUACUAAUGCCAGGAAGCAGUUGCUCAUUUCUGCUGUUCCAGCUAUCCUAAUUCUCCAUCUUAAAAGAUUUCACCAGGCUGGCCUGAGUCUUCGCAAAGUAAACAGACACGUAGAUUUCCCACUGACGCUUGACUUAGCACCAUUCUGUUCUGCUACUUGUAAGAAUGUAAGUGUGGGAGAUAAAGUUCUCUAUGGUCUCUAUGGCGUGGUGGAACAUAGUGGCUCAAUGAGAGGAGGCCACUACACCGCUUACGUGAAAGUGAGAACACCCUCCAGGAAAUUACUGGAACAUAUCACUGGAAAGAAAAAUGUACCUGGUUUGAAAGAACCUGAUGGUGAAUCGGCAGGCCAGUGGGUCCAUGUUAGUGACACUUACGUGCAGGUGGUUCCAGAAUCGAGAGCACUUAGCGCACAAGCGUACCUUCUUUUUUAUGAAAGAAUAUUAUAAUUAUUUGUUAAUUGUUAAUGAUUAUUUAGAUCACUUUUAUUUAAAUGCUGCAGCGACAACCAUUAUAUGCAAUGUGUCUUUGUAGUCUUUUCUGUAGGAAUGGCAUGUCCCUCAAAUGCUCCUGGACAUGUUUACCAUUUUGGUGAAUCCUUUUAAAGUAAGUUAAAUUUACUAAAGCUUUCAAAAUUAUAUUCUUAAAAUAAAUGUAAGCACAUGUUUUUAAAAACAUAUUUGUCCUGGCAAAAAAAA
This is a messenger RNA of Aethalodelphis obliquidens (Pacific white-sided dolphin), 4393 nucleotides long. RefSeq names its product ubiquitin specific peptidase 45 (gene USP45). Bases 1694 to 4144 code for a protein of 816 amino acids. Gene Ontology annotation, biological process: protein deubiquitination. The transcript has 18 exons. Gene Ontology annotation, molecular function: zinc ion binding; cysteine-type deubiquitinase activity. The record is from RefSeq and is a predicted model, not a curated record. NCBI's taxonomy places the organism in Eukaryota, Metazoa, Chordata, Mammalia, Artiodactyla, Delphinidae.